Myzus persicae (green peach aphid) is the source of this 1746-nucleotide messenger RNA. RefSeq lists its product as uncharacterized. NCBI's taxonomy places the organism in Eukaryota, Metazoa, Arthropoda, Insecta, Hemiptera, Aphididae. The coding region runs from base 590 to 1291 and encodes 233 amino acids. The record is from RefSeq and is a predicted model, not a curated record. The transcript has a single exon.
UAUUCGUAGUAUAUGAUUAUUAUUGACUUGAAAGUCAAUAGUAUUAGCAUUGGUUAUAAAUAAUACAUAUUACGUACCAUAGAACGCCAAUGGUGUAAAUUAUAGGUUCGUAUCCUUGAAAUUAGGUAAUUAAAAUAUUAUGAACAUUAAUUGUGUAAGUAUCUUAGCAAAUAAUAACAUAUGUAAUGGCAAAAAGUUUCAGUCCUUAUGAAUAGUACUUUUUUAAGUACACGUGCCCUAUGCUAUCUACAGUCGAUUUAUUGGUGUCGUAUGCUAUCUAUAUUAUUAAAGUUAUCUACACAUUUUCCCAUUCUAUAUUUAAUACGUUACCAACUUCAAAACGAUUGUAUUCGUAUAAUAUGUUGUGUCUUUUGGAAUGUGUUUGGUGCUAAAUAAACGAUAAACGUGUUCGUUUUGGUAUUUUUGUGUUUAUUUGAGUUUUAUGAAAAUGAGUAAUUUAGGUGAUUUAUACAGAAAUAUUAUUUUUAACGACUAAUCUUGUGUCAAAUGUUUAAAAGAAUGCGGGUUAUUACCGAAUUCAAAUGUAUGUAUCAAAUUAAAUGCUACGGGUGAAGUGUGUGGUGGUGACAUGAAAAAAACAUUAAAAAAUUGUCGAAAACGAAAUGCAACCGGUCAAUUAGUUAAAACCAAAUACAUGCGAUGCCAAACAAGAGGUUGUCAAAAAUGGCAAUCAAUACGUUCCCAAAAUCCAUUUUUUACCUACGUGGAUAAAACUGGAAAAAAUAAAAGUGGUUUGAGUUUAUGUGAAAUUAUUGAACUUGUUUGGUGCUGGGUAAAUAAAUUUAAAGUCACACAAACAGAAAAAAUAACUGGCAGAAGUCAUCAUGCAGUCUUAGAUUGGUUCAAUCUAUGUCGAGACGUGGUGGCAGAACAGUUUAAAAAACGUGGAAAAAUGGGUGGAAAAGAAUUAAUAGUACAAAUAGACGAAUCUAUUUUUCAAGGGAAACGUAAGUACAACUGCAGAGGAAGACUUCGCCUUGGAGAUUGUAAACCUGUUGAUAAUGAAGAUGCUGAUAGUAAUACUUCCGAUACUUCAGAGGAUAAUUCUAACAAAGAAAAUCAAAACUAUAAUACUAAUCGAAAUUAUGGCAGCCAAGUUCAAGGACCUUGGGUGUUUGGCAUGUGCUGUUUGUGUGAAGAUGGAAUUUUAGAACGCCGUUUUUUUAUAGUCAAUAAGAGGGAUCGAGACACAUUAUUACCAAUAAUAAUUCAAAAAAUAGAACCAGGAACAAAAGUUCAUUCUGAUGAGUGGAGAGCAUACAGCAAUUAAAAAAAUCACGGUUUUCUUCACCAAACUGUUAACCAUAGUAAGAACUUCAUAGAUCCGCAUACAGGUACUCAAACUCAAACAAUUGAGUGUUUAUGGAGACACCUAAAGGUCAACUGCAAUAUAAGAUCACGUGGUGCUGCAAACCUAAUCGAAAGGGAAUUACAGGAAGAAUGGUGGUGUUCAGUCAAUCCAACCAAUACGUUCGGAAGUUUUUUGAGAGACAUAAAAGAUACAUUUUUAUAAAUAUACUAUAAUUUAAAUGACAACUGCAAAACUACAAGCUCUAAUAAAAUUAUUUAGGUAAGGUGACAUUUUUUUACAUUUUUUUCGCGUAGGUAGAACACGACACAAGUAUUAAUUUUUUGUAGAUAGCAUACGCCGGUAGAUAGCAUACGAAACGUGUACCCUUUUUUAAAUUACCACGUAAUAACUCAUUAGACAAUAUUUUGUUUACA